Molecule: messenger RNA, 2932 nt
Organism: Triticum dicoccoides
Lineage: Eukaryota; Viridiplantae; Streptophyta; Magnoliopsida; Poales; Poaceae
Exons: 2
Coding region: 1157-2461 (434 amino acids)
Source: RefSeq, a predicted model, not a curated record
UAUCUAUUGAAUAUAAGUUCUAUAAUAAAUUGGGAAGUAUUUUUUCACCCGCAAAAAUAAAUCAAUUGGGAAGCAUUAUCAUGCAUGGUUGCAUGCUGUGGUGGAGAGUUUUCAUGCAUUUUUGCAUAUUGAGGUUGGCCUUUUCCAUGCUGCCAUGCAUGGUUUUCCCGUAUGAAACAUUUUUCAUCUUUCAAAAAUCUUUUGUAACGUGAACAUUUACUUGACAAACAUGGACAUUUAUUCAAUACAUGUAAUAGUUUCAUAGAUGCCCCCUUUUUAAAACGCGCAUGCAAAUAUUUUUAUCCGAUGAGUUCACUUUUAGAAUUUGUCUCAACGUAUUAUCUGACAUGGAUGAACAAGUGUUUUUAGCGAGCAUAACAUAUUUUUUAAAAAGUUGAGUGGCAAUGUUUCUUGCAAGUAGCAUGCAUAUAUAAGCAAGUGUGGGUGUUGUAUACGUAAUAUAACAUUAAAAAAGAAGUUUGAUAAGGUUGAGGCUCCGGAUGGCUGGUACUGGUAGGCCAGUCGAUCGGUGUCAUGCGUAGAGGUAUUACUGACUCGCGAGCGCAAGCCAACAAAGCUCCCAGCUCCGAGCCAAGAAGGGUACUGGCUGGCACUUGAGAGCCCAGUGGCGUACGUCGUGGACGAACAUGAGGAAGACGACUUACGACGACUUGGGGUUUACAAGGACCAUAGCUUUCUCCAAGCCAUACAGACCACCCAAAAGCCAUCCAUACUGCCCAAUUUUCCAUAACGGCGGCUAGGCAGGGCAAGCAGCAUGAGCCUAUAUAUAUGAACCCGUCGAUCGAACUGUCUUACUCUCACUUGAGCACCUUCCUUCUCCCGUUCUCGCUCUCCUCGGUAAAUUGAGUAGGUGGCAGCCGCGUAUUGGCGAUGGGACUCUCAAGCGCCGUGACAUGGUGGGAGGAGUGGCAGCUGCGCAUCCUCGUCUUCAUCAGCCUCUUCAUCCAGUACAUCCUCUACUUCGCCGAAUGCGCUCGUAGAGUUCCUGUCCUACGCAGCUUCAGAGUGCUAUGGAAACGACAUAUAGUAACCCUUGUGUCUACAGCCUAGAAGACAAGUGCCUACAGCCUAGAAGACAACGAGCUAUGGAAACGACAUAUAGUAACCCUUGUGUCUCAGGUCACGAUCGCCUUGUAUGUCUUCUGCAGAUGGUGGUCCGGCGAGAAGACGCAGCUGGCGGCAGCGGUCUUGCUCUUUAUUCUUGGAGUUCUUAGAUUUGCUCAGAAGCCAUGGGCUCUCAAGACCGCUAGCUUUAACAGCUUCCAAUCCUCCAGCACCGUGCCCCUGUCAGCCAUGCAAAGCGAAGAAGAAUAUACGCGUGAAGAAUAUGUACAAGCAGCAAAGAGCCUUAGCUUCUAUUGUGCUCUUUGCCGUGAGCCACAAGGAUGGUCAGAACAAGAAGGACAUCAGGGUGACAUACAUCCUAUUAUGUUGUACCACCAUGUUGGAGCUUUUGCUUCCCUGCACAAUUUUCUCUGGGCUACUAGUUCCAUGUAUCUUUAAUUUCCUUAACGAUCCUAUUGAAGGGUGGCACGACAUGGUUUCCCAGCACAACAUCAUGUCCAUAUGUGUUCGCAAGAACAAGCCCACAUUCCUCAUGAAGCUUGUUACCUUCGACUUUCUGAGAGAGCUUCUUAACCAACAUUGGUAUAUUCAUCAAGUACCUAUAGCCUACCAGAUCACGGGGAAAGUUCACCGGCACAUGGAAGAGGGGUGGAAGAAGUACAUAUGCGACACAACAAGUUACAGGAGCUUCAGCGAGCUACGAGGCCAGUUGGCUCUAAGGAUGCACCAUCAGCUAGGAUGGAGCUUGAAGAUGGCUUUUGAUGAGAGCAUCCUCAUCUGGCACGUUGCCACAGAGCUCUGCUUUUAUCACCCCAACACAUCCCCUCGACGUCGACAAGGAGAAGCCACACAAGACAGUAAGAGCAUAUCCAAUUAUAUGUUCUACUUGCUUCUCAUCCGUCCUGAGAUGCUAAUACUUGGCACCAGGCCAGGUCUUUUCAAGUUAGCCAACGACCAGAUUUUAAAAUUUAGCGAGAGACCGCUCAACAUGACAGAAGAAAAUCUUGUGCAGGCGAUCCUUGAAAUGUCGUUGCCGCGAUCAAAUGAUAUGAUUACCAAUGCACGCAAACUCGCCGAAGCACUAAUGGAGCUAGGCAGUGAGGAUGAGAGGUGGAUUGUGAUCCAAGGUGUGUGGGUGGAGAUGCUCUGUUAUUCCGCCAGCAGAUGCAGGGGGUACCUGCAUGCCAAGAGCUUGGGUGAAGGCGGGGAGUUCCUUUCCUACAUCUAUCUCCUUUGGUCGUUCAUGGGAAUGGAGACAUUGGCGGAUAGGAAUCACAGGUCAGAGCCUCUUCAUUAUGAACAAGAAGAAGCACUUCCUUCCCGUUCCCAAGGCAGAGACGGUCAAUCUGCAGAAGGCGACAUAGAGAUGGGCUAGCUUGUGGAAAUUACUGAUGCCAAGUAGGUACUCCCUCCGUCCCAAAAUAUAAGAACGUUUUUGACACUGUCAAAAACGUUCUUAUAUUUUGGGACGGAGGGAGUAUGUUUUAAGGAACUAUUUGUUGCUUCUCUUGCCACCCCCUAGGCCAUUGCCGCCGCUGAGGAAGCCAUUGCUUGAUAAUGGUGCUAAUGCUACCGGUGAAAGAUUUUGUCUUGAUUUCUUACUGCAAUGUGUUGAAUGUUAUUUUGGUGCUCAUGUUCUAGAGCAUAAUAUAAGCAUGUAUGUGUCUGUAUGUUCGUUGCUACAGCGUGCAGUAAGUGUAAGAAUGGAUUUUGUGUGAUGGUCAUUUCAACAUUUGAUAACCCAGUUGAUGUAUUACUUGUGAUUUUGUGCGAGAGUAUUUGAUGUCCUGUUUUAUUUAUGUAGCAUCUAUGUUACGCUGUUCCAUUCCUCUAAUUCUUGAUUUCC